Molecule: messenger RNA, 1901 nt
Organism: Drosophila innubila
Lineage: Eukaryota; Metazoa; Arthropoda; Insecta; Diptera; Drosophilidae
Product: sterol O-acyltransferase 1
Exons: 2
Coding region: 101-1804 (567 amino acids)
Biological process (GO): cholesterol metabolic process
Cellular component (GO): endoplasmic reticulum membrane
Source: RefSeq, a predicted model, not a curated record
GAAUCGCACCUCCCAGUGGAUGGUUUACAAUCCAAUUGAUUGGCACAAUCAGAAUAUAUAUACUAGUAUAUUGAUAAAGUGACGGAUUCAAGUUUCGAUCAUGGCUGAGGAGUCCUGCAAUAUACAAAAUGUAACUGCAUCUGAACAAUUGCAGGUUGUGCGUGAAAAGCUGCAAAAGUUUCAGAUGAAAAUGUUGUCAGACUUUGAGCAGCGCAUAUCCUGCAUGAUCGAGGAUGUCCUGCAGGAUAUACGGCAACAGGAGCUGCGUGCGCACGAGUUUCGUCAGUUCGAUAAGCACAAAGGGGGCAGCGGAGGAAACAGAGGAAACAAUUCAGGCGCCACUUGGCACAAUCGGAAGCAGCAAACAUCUGCGAUAUUACCAAAUGACUCUGAUGUCAGCGAUUGUCCAAAUGGGUCAGCGGAUGUCCAAAAAGAGCCAAAGCAACAACAAAGGGAACAUAAACAACGACGUCAACUGCCGGAUAAGGUGUUUGUAGCCCGCGAAUCGUAUUUGACGGCGCUGCUGCAGGUGGAGCACAUGCGCACCAUCUAUCAUAUAUUCUACAUUAUUCUGGUCAUGCUUCUGCUCAAUGUUGUUUGCCAUGACUACUUCGCCGAGGGUCGCUUCAAACUAGGGCUGGGCACGUUUCGCGGAGGACUCCAACGCCUGCACUGGGUGAUGGGAGUCUGGCUGCUGGAGCACGUCUUUGUCCUGGCCUUGUACUAUGCCUUCCAGGGUUGGGCACUGGUGCGCGCCAAACUGCAAUCUCACAAUUCCGUGCAACGCUUUUGGUCGCACAGCUGCCUGAUCAUGUACAUAAGUGCCCAGCUGGUCUUUGGCUAUGUGUCGACCUCGUUGUGCCUCAAGUUCCGGUUGCCCUUUGUCAGUGCCUGUGUGCUGCUCCUGGAGAGCACUCGCCUGCUGAUGAAGAUGCACGCCUUUGUGCGCUACAAUGCGGAGAGAGUGCUGGCGGGCAAGCAGAAGACGGAUGACCAUGACAAGCAGACAGCCUCUCAGGGACGCCCCUUUGUGCCGCCCCUACAUUGCUAUGCCUACUUCCUCUUCGCUCCCACACUAAUCUACAGGGAUAGCUAUCCCCGCACAGCCCACAUCCGUUGGAAGUUUGCGCUGAGUCGUCUGCUCGAGAUGGUUGCCGUUGCCUUUCUCUAUGCCUUCAUCCAUGAGCGCCACAUCUUCGUGCACUUUGGACAGUUUGGCAAGGAAUCGCUGGAUGCACCUCAAUUAAUUGUCAAGCUCUUUGGCAUGAUGCUGCCGUGUGCAAUGAUAUUCCUGUGCGGCUUCUAUAUGAUUCUGCACUCGUGGCUGAAUUUCACAUCGGAGCUACUGCGCUUCGGGGAUCGUAUGUUCUACAAGGAUUGGUGGACGUCGCACACCUACGACAGUUACUAUCGCAACUGGAAUGUCGUGGUGCAUGACUGGCUCUAUGAAUAUAUCUACAGAGAUGUCUACACACACAUAUUCAAGGGCUCCAAGCUGGCGUCCUCGUUGCUGGUGUUCAUGAUAUCGGCGUUGGUGCAUGAACAGGUUCUGGGAUUUGCACUCCAAGUCUUCUUUCCCGUCAUGUUUGUGUUCUUCGGGGUUGUGGGCGUGUCCUUGGUGUUCAUUAUGCGAAGUGCGCCUAAAACACUGGGCAACAUCUUCCUAUGGUUCUCCCUCAUCCUGGGCAAUGGCAUUCUCAUCUCACUCUAUGCCAUGGAGUAUUAUGCGAAACGCAACUGUGAUCUGCCCUACGAAAGUUGGUCGGAUUACCUAAAGCCCGCAAUGUGGCGUUGUUAUCAUUAAAAACAUGGCUCAUCGGAUUAUACUCGAACUACUUUUAAUUUGUACACUUUGGCGUACGUUUUAUAUUUUAAGUGAAUAAAUCUAAUGUACAAAUCUU